AUGGUUUCUCUGGUUCUUCACAAGUGGAUGAGGAAUACUUCACCGGAGAUGCUGCUGUUGGUGCCGAUAUUGUGGCUUUUACCUCUGACCGGAGCGGCUCCGUCUCAGACUACCGAGCAGCUGGACAUGGGGGUUGACUGGCUGAGUAAGUUUGGCUACCUCCCGCCCCCUGACCCAGUGACUGGUCAGCUUCAGACCAAGGAGGCCCUGACCAAGGCCAUCAAAGCCAUGCAGAAGUACGGAGGGCUGAAGGAGACCGGAGUCUUAGACCACGCCACACUGGAUCUAAUGAAAACACCCAGAUGUUCUCUGCCAGAUGUUUCUGAGGCAGAGGUGACAAUGGGCCGCAGGAAACGAGGCUUGAACCCUCAGAACAAAUGGAGUAAGAGGCAUCUAUCCUGGAGAGUGAGGACCUUCCCUAAGGACUCGGCCUUACUGGGCAGGGACACUGUUCGAGCCCUGAUGUACUACGCCCUGAAGGUCUGGAGUGACAUCGCACCACUAAACUUCCACGAGGUGGCCGGCAGUGAUGCAGACAUUCAAAUCGACUUCACUAAGGCCGACCACAAUGAUGGAUAUCCCUUUGAUGGGCCAGGGGGCACCGUGGCGCACGCAUUUUUCCCUGGAGAGAGGUUCGCAGCUGGGGAUACACACUUUGAUGAUGAUGAGGCCUGGACCUUCAGAUCUCCAGACUCUCAUGGGAUGGAUCUGUUUGCAGUUGCAGUCCAUGAGUUUGGUCACGCCAUCGGCCUGGUCCACACCUCAGCCAUAGAGUCCAUCAUGAGACCGUACUACCAGGGACCUGUAGGAGACCCUCUGAAAUACGACCUACCUUAUGAAGACAAGGUCCGCGUCUGGCAGCUCUACGGCGUCAGAGACUCAGUGUCCCACACAAUCCGACCAGGCAACCCCUCCCAGACGGCUGAACCUCCUGUCCUGCUGGACCUUCCUGAAAACAGAUCCACUCUCCUGCUGGCACAAGAUGCCCCAGACAGAUGCACCAGUCACUUUGACGCCGUGGCCCAAAUACGAGGGGAGGCCUUCUUUUUCAAAGGGAAGUACUUUUGGCGACUAACUCGAGAGAAGCACCUGGUGUCUCUGCGUCCCGCCCAGAUCCAUCGCUUCUGGAGGGGCCUCCCACCCAAUCUGGACAGUGUGGAUGCUGUGUAUGAGAGGCCCGGGGACCACAAAAUAGUCUUUUUCAAAGGUCUAAAGUACUGGGUAUUUAAAGACAAUAACGUGGAGGAGGGCUACCCUCGACCAAUCAGUGACUUCGGCCUACCCUUGGAAGGAGUGGAUGCAGCCUUUGUUUGGCUGCACAACGACAAAACCUACUUCUUCAAGGGCAACCACUACUGGCGCUACGAUGACCACCUGAGACGUAUGGACCUGGGCUACCCUAAAGACAGCACGCUUUGGAAGGGGCUGCCGCCACAAAUGGACGACGCCAUGAGGUGGUCUGAUGGCUCGUCCUAUUUCUUCAAGGGGAAGGAGUACUGGCGAGUGCCGAGCAGCGACAUGGAGGUGGAGGCAGGAUACCCCCGCCUCAUCGCUAAAGACUGGCUGCUGUGCACCCAGAUGCAGUCGGACUCUCCGGACACAGAGCCCAAAAGCACGGAGACGAGAGUCAACGUGCACCAUCACCCAGACCACGCAGAGAAUGGAUACGAGGUGUGCUCCUGCACCUCUGACACCGCCUCGCCUUUGGGCGCCCGCCCCUCCCCUUCUACCCUGUGGCUGCUGCCACCUCUCUGGACGCUCUCGCUGGCCCUCCGCUCUGAACUGCUAUGAUGCCAAAGCAUGGGACAAAGUUCUUGAACUGGGUGCAGGAAAGAAACUCUUUGGUGGAGGGCCAGUCGACACUCAGUCUAAAUACAAACUGGAACAUCUUGUUCAUAUAAAUAUCAAUUGGUAUGUUUUUGCUGGGUUUUUUUUGCUGUUAUUUAUUUCACGUGCCAUUGGAUGGGGUCAUCUGAAGCGCCUUGCAGUAUGAGUAGUACACACAGUUAUCAUUGAUCAUACUAGGGUAUGUCUAGUGGGCAUCAAUUCACUGACAUUGAUAAUGCUGGUACCGUGCAACGCAGAACCAUAAGUUCUAUCUCUUAGUUUCCUCUUAAAUGGCUAAACUAUCUCAUCUUUGCAAGGAAUUGAGUGGGACUGUUCAGAAAUAUCUUCACAUGAAAUACAACAGUAUUCCAACAGCACCCAUAAAACAUUUAAACAAAAAUUUAAAACAAGUUUACAGCAAUAAUGAAGGGCAUCCUGGGAUGUAGGCAUGUCAGUUUUCCCCCCUGUUUUCAGUGUUUAUGCCAAGCUAAGCUAACCAAGCCCUAGCUGUAGCCUCAUAUUUUUCAUAUUUUUACAGAUAUAUGACAUCAAUCUUCUCAUCUAACU
Molecule: messenger RNA, 2394 nt
Organism: Perca fluviatilis (European perch)
Lineage: Eukaryota; Metazoa; Chordata; Actinopteri; Perciformes; Percidae
Product: matrix metalloproteinase-17-like
Exons: 10
Coding region: 1-1791 (596 amino acids)
Biological process (GO): collagen catabolic process; extracellular matrix organization; proteolysis
Cellular component (GO): extracellular matrix
Molecular function (GO): metalloendopeptidase activity; zinc ion binding
Source: RefSeq, a predicted model, not a curated record